This is a messenger RNA of Tetranychus urticae (two-spotted spider mite), 2561 nucleotides long. RefSeq lists its product as uncharacterized. Lineage: Eukaryota; Metazoa; Arthropoda; Arachnida; Trombidiformes; Tetranychidae. The record is from RefSeq and is a predicted model, not a curated record.
GAUACUACGACUGAUCCAUAUUUGAUCUCUAAGUAUCUAUUGAUAUUCUCUUUUCUCUUUCUGGUUGAAUCAAUUUUGAUUAUGAUUAAUCUCGUUACUUAAUUUUGUUUAAUAAUUUUGUUUUUUUGUGUGUAUCAGAUCGGCAAUCUCGUUAACUGUGUUAUGGAAAUCAUUGAGGAAUCGCCAGAUGGUUAUGAUUUUGAUCGUCUGUCUCAAAAUUAUGCUUCAUCGUCUCUAUGUGAUUCUGGAUCUGAAGGAGAAGAAGACUUUACUAAAACUCUGCUUUCAGUUGAUUUAUCAGAAUUCAAUGGAGCAGAUUUUAAUGAAGCAGAAUUUGAGUCUGAUUCCAAUUUACUUGAUAUACCUGAUACCUGCCAAAUUAAUGAAAAUACUGAUAACUAUUUCAAGCAGUGUGCUGAGCUGAAACUAAAAAAUGAACUUCUCGCAAAUUUGGUCAACAACCUUCGAAGAAGGCUCAAGCAUUCUCAGAAAAGAUUAUUGGCGGCUGAAACUGCUCCAAGUACUGAUCGAUCGACACGCCACCAGUGCUCCGAUUAUGCCUGUGGGGAAAGACGUAACAUCAUUCGUGGUUUACAGCAUGAACUCGCCUCUGUAAAAGCAGAAAAACAAAGUUCGUUAGAUAGGUUGUCUAAUGAAAUGUUACAAAUUAAGAAUCACAUUUCAAUCGCAAUAUCCAGAGUUAAGGAAGACAAGACAAGUGCCACUGCUGAUAAAGAUGAAACAAUCUAUCAAUUGUCUACCGGAAUUGAUAAAUUGAACAAAAAUUUGGAAUUGAUAAACUUGGAAAAAGAUUCCACUGUAUCUAGUCAAGCUCAAAAUGUUAAUCAGAAUACAAUUUUGGAUGUUAAUUCCAUUCGAGUUGUUAUGAAUGACCACUUUACAGAAUUGUUGCCAAGAAUGAAAAAAAUUCGUAGUUUACCUCUUCAUUAUCAACGUAAUUAUAUUAAUCAAUACGCAUCAUAUUCCCUUUGUGAUCUCGGUCUGAAACCUUGGUGGCAUGCUGAAUCACUAAAUUGGAGGGAAAACCUUCAUGUCAUUCAACGAGCUGCUAACCUUAGUCUUGCUGAAUUACUUAACAUACAAAAUAUCUCUGCUUGGACACCAGUGGCUUUAUUAGGGUUCAAAAAUCCCGUUGAAAAUUAUCUCAUCCGAGCCUUAAUGACCCUUAUGAAGCACAAAGCUUCUCCUCAAGACUGGCCAAUUUUGAGAGAUUUAAAUCUUGAUCCUGAAAUAUACAUUCAUCCUGAUGUAACUAACAUUGAUAUUGAAAAUAUUUGUUCAAGACGAAUCGAUGCUAGUAUAUCUUCUGCCACUACCAUUCAUCUGAUGGUUCGAUUGGGUGAAGGUGGCUGGUAUGUUACCAUAUUACAAGAUUAUCAUGUAUUUAAAACUUGGUUGAUUAGUGAUUCCGAUUCAAUCAUGCAAACUGUAAUUACUGGAGUUUCUCUCAUGAUUAAUGUUGUGAAUAAUCUUAUCAAAGGAGUUGUAAUUAUUGGCAUACCCGAUAUAAUUAAUUUUGAUCUCCCAUCAUUAAUAACAUCUAAAACAAUUCUAACACUUAUGAAAGAUAUCAAUAUCGACACGUGGUUUUGGUUUGUUGAUACAAAUUGGAGGACGACCAAAAAGUUGAGCGCAUUUUCCCUAGAAAUUACGAAAGCUUUGGAUACAGAAGAGUCAGCAAGAUUGAAAAUAAGGGAAAAAGUGAACAGCCUGAUACAAGAGAUUUGGACUUUUGAGCGUCCCUUCAUUUAUCGGUUCAAUCCAAAUCUAAAGCCAAAGAUAAUCAAAUAUCAUCGCAUUGGAGGAUAUACUUUUAAAACUUUUAUUAAUGUGUUAACUAAAUUAUCUGUCGACUUUCAACGUCUUCCAUUUUGUUGUAAUGCAGAUUUCCCUGGACGAAGCCUUGAUCAUUUUCUUGAUGGUUGCACGGUUUCAUAUCCUGUAACUGAGGAACUUCGUAAAAGAAAUGAUAGUUGGUCAUUGGACACAACAAAGGCUGGACAACGUCUCAUCGUGGAAACACUCGGUAUGUUGACUACAAUUUGUGAUCCUUUUUGCUAAAUUCUUUAUUUUAUACAGAUUUCAUUAAGAUUAAUUACUUUUUAUGCAAUUUGACGGAUAAUUUUUUUCGUUCAAUUCAAUUUCAACAACACAUAGUUCAAAUUUUUGUUUUCUUGCAAAGCUUUCUUAUUUGAAUGCUUCAGUACAAAUAAGAUAUUUUUUUUUAUAAAACAAAAAAUGAUUCAAUAAACUUGAAAGGAAACAAAUAUUAAGCUAGUUUUUUUGCCAUCAUUUGAUAUUUGCAUUUGUUCAUUCUCAAAAAUUUUCUUUCUCCAGUUCGUUUGAAAAAUUGCAAUAUUUAAAAUUUUCUUUCCUAAAGCACUUAUAUUCAGCCAUUUAAGUUUAUUGAUAUUUAAAUUGAACUCAUUAUCAAAGUUAUAAUCAUUGCCCUAUCCUUUUCAAUAAAUUUUCAUGUUCAUAAAACAACCAAUUUUUCUGCAAUAAAUCUUGAACCAAUGAUCUACUUUGUAAUAAAAACA